CGCACUACGCCUCCCCCCGGUUCCCACAGCGUUCACUCGCGCUGCUCUCCGGUGUUUACACGCCUGCGUUUCGCUUCCGUUGCACUUACUACGCGGCCUGGAAGGCCUUUGCUCCUCGUCGCCGAGGGCUGUCCGUCGUCAAUCAACCCCGCGCAGGUGGGAAACAAAUUCUCUCGCAAGCAGCAAUGGCGUACUAUCGCAGAACCCAACGGAGUUGGUACGCACGCAGAAAAUAACGGAGGUCGACUGUUGGAUACGAUCGGCGCAAGGAUGGUGCUCAAGUGA
Colletotrichum tamarilloi is the source of this 285-nucleotide messenger RNA. RefSeq lists its product as uncharacterized. The annotation marks the transcript as partial. Lineage: Eukaryota; Fungi; Ascomycota; Sordariomycetes; Glomerellales; Glomerellaceae. The transcript has a single exon. The record is from RefSeq and is a predicted model, not a curated record.